This is a messenger RNA of Alternaria triticimaculans, 798 nucleotides long. RefSeq lists its product as uncharacterized. Gene Ontology annotation, cellular component: nucleus. The transcript is spliced from 2 exons. The coding region runs from base 1 to 798 and encodes 265 amino acids. The record is from RefSeq and is a predicted model, not a curated record. Gene Ontology annotation, biological process: negative regulation of DNA-templated transcription. NCBI's taxonomy places the organism in Eukaryota, Fungi, Ascomycota, Dothideomycetes, Pleosporales, Pleosporaceae. Gene Ontology annotation, molecular function: transcription corepressor activity; transcription factor binding.
AUGGCGGCUCCCGCGAAGAUUGACCGUCAAACAACGACGCCCUUCCUGUUGCGCCUUUUCUUCAAGCAGAACUCGUUCCAUAGACUGGACGAAUUUGACCCAACACUACCACGUCUCCCAACCAACGUCCAAAUCUACACAUGGCAGAGCUGUAGUCUGCGCGAGCUAUGCACACUACUCCUGAGCGCAGUACCAACAUUACUACCACAACCGUACGCUGGAUCGCGCAUCGCAUUUCGACUCGUAUACCCAGACAUACAAGGCUCCAACCGACCAGGCGCGCCAGGGCGAUUCAUAUCACGCGACAUAGGCUCCGUCAUUGUGGGUGCGCGACCAAGAGAUGAGGACAUUGAUAUGGAGGGUGUUGAGGGAGGAAGUGUCACAGAGGCUCUCAAGCAGCUGGACGGCGACGCAGACAAGACACUGGGGGACGUCAGAUUUAUGAUAGGCGACUAUGUGGCAUGCGCCAUCCUCCCGCCGCUACCCGAUGGCAGUGUACCAGCUGCACCUCCGCCGCUCUCUGGACCGGGUAGAGGACCGCCUUCAGGACCAUAUGGCGGACGGCCACGUGAGAACGGUUUCGGUGGACGGGGAGACUAUGGCGGCUUCGGAAGAGGUGGUAGAGGUGGAAGCAGAUUCGACGAUCGGAGAUUAAGUGGAGGCGGCGUGCCUUUUGGUGAAUGGAGGAGAGGCGAAGCGCCACCAGAUCGAGAGCUAGGUUUUGGAAGAGGGGGCAGAGGGGGACGAGGAGGUGGAGAUGACUGGCGCGAUCGAGGCAGAGGGCGGGGACGAUGGUAG